This is a messenger RNA of Staurois parvus, 314 nucleotides long. The record is from the annotation of a GenBank genome assembly. Lineage: Eukaryota; Metazoa; Chordata; Amphibia; Anura; Ranidae.
GGGAACGGAUAUAGUGAGUGCAGGGUCCGGGGGGAACGGAUAUAGUGAGUGCAGGGUCCGGGAGAGCAGAUAUAGUGAAUGCAGGGUCCGGGGAGAGCAGAUAUAGUGAAUGCAGGGUCUGGGGAGAUCAGAUAUAGUGAAUGCAGGGUCCUGGGGAGAGCAGAUAUAGUGAAUGCAGGGUCCGUGGAGAGCAGAUAUAGUGAAUGCAGGGUCCGUGGAGAGCAGAUAUAGUGAAUGCAGGGUCUGGGGAGAUCAGAUAUAGUGAAUGCAGGGUCCGGGGUUUAAUAACACUUUAAAAAUAAAAAAGAAAUAUG